Messenger RNA from Lagopus muta (rock ptarmigan), 3265 nucleotides. RefSeq names its product innate immunity activator protein-like. Lineage: Eukaryota; Metazoa; Chordata; Aves; Galliformes; Phasianidae. The record is from RefSeq and is a predicted model, not a curated record. Gene Ontology annotation, biological process: positive regulation of protein ubiquitination; adherens junction maintenance.
CUCAAAGGGUGCCGUGGGAGGGCCAACAUCUGGGGCCGUGUCUCAGGUUGUCUGGUAACCCCAUGUGAUGCCAUUCCAAGGAGAGCUCUGGUCCUCCUGGUGACCCUGACUGUUUGUGGCCCCGAAGCCAACUGACCCCACGCCCUUUAGCCCCCUCCCCAUUGACCCUGCUCUCACUCCAGAGGGUGAUGCGAGCAAUUCCCUCACCCUGGACAUGGCUCCUUCACCCAGCCCAAGAUAGUGCUAAACCCAGUGGGGGGCCUGGAGACACCAGGAGACACAUGAAGAGCUGCUCUUCACCCACAGCAGGAGGUGGGGACAGGACCUGUACACAGAGAUGAGGGGUUUCCCAGCCAGGUGGUGAGGUUGGUGUAACCCAGGCACUGUGCUGAGCAGUGAGAGCUGGAUGGGCAGCAGCAGAGGUCAACCCUCCAUCCCUCCAUCCCUCCAUCCCUCCAUACAUCCAUCCAUAGCUCAGCACAACACGGCGCUGCCUUCUUUGCUCCUCACCCUUUCUCUUUCCUUUUCCCUUUCAUCCUCCCUUCUCAUCCUCAUGUCUGUCCCUGGAGGAGGAUGAGGGUCAGUGCUUCUUCCAAAGACAUGGAAGUCUGGGAGGCAGCAGAACUGGGAGAGAGGAUGGAGCACAGGACAGGGACUGGCAGGACAGGCCCCCAUGUGGGAGGGCACAGCAGUGGCCGUGCUUUGGGGAUGAGAUGGAUUCCCACUUCUCCAGUACAGGCAUCCCCAGCCUGGGGCCACGGGCACGACAGCGACAGUGCCAAGGGCCUGGGGCCAUGCUGUGCUGUGCCAUACAUUUUUGCGCCAUCAUGCAGUGUCACACUGUGCCACACCACACCACGCCGUGCCAUUUUGCGCCGUGCCGUGCCAAACUGUGCCAAACUGUGCCAUGCUGUGCCACGCUCCUCCCCGCCAUGCUGUGCCGAGUUGUGCUGCGCCGUGCAGGCCCUGCGGGGGCUGUGUUGCUCACCUGCUCCUCCCCUGCUCUCAAGUCAAAACACGUCCCUGCAUCCCGGGUGCAGCAGAGCGGCAGUGAGCACCGUGCUGACGGCCCCGCCGUGCUGGCACCCAGGUAAGGCAGCACUUGGCCCCACUGAACCCCAUGCCCAUGGGGGUCCCAGCCCUUCUGCCGCCCCCUUACCGGUGCUGGCAGCCCCUUUUCUGCCUCAGUGUCCCUAAUGUGCUCACCUUCCUGCUAGAGAAAUUGAGGUAUAGCAUGAGCGGGGGGCGAAGGCAAUGCAACGCCAUGGCUGACCCCAUCCCACCCAUUGGGCCCCAAGGGAUGGGAACACCGGGCGGGGGGAUACGGUCACAUUUCCCACCCCCACCCCAGGAAAACGCCUGCGGCCCAGACAGGAAAGAAAUAAAAACUGGGAGAGGCACCCAGCGAAACCGGCCCCGCACCCCCACCACCUUUGCCCCUGGGACGGGGCUCAGCCCGGCAGCCCAGGCUGGCAGGCACGUGUUUGCACACCUUUGUUUAUCGUAGGACCUACGAGAAGGCAAAGCAAACACGGCCUCGCCUUGCUCCCUGCAGGUACCCAGCAUGGAGGGCAGGGAGGAGGCGGGCGACUCCGGCAGUGCGAUCAUGCUGCAUUUGGGCCCCGGCAGCCCCACGGCCCCGCUGAAGGAGUUGGCGCAGCGGGUGCGCAGGCAGCAGCAGGCACUGGAGCUGUGUGUGCAGGAGCUGCGGCGGCUCUGCCUGCGUGAGGCGGAGCUGACGGGGACGCUGCCCCAAGAGUUCCCCCUGAAGGCCGGUGAGAAGCCCCCCAAGGUGCGGCGCAGGAUUGGGGCCGCCUUCAAGCUGGAUGAGAGCCUGGUGCUGCGCGGGGCGGACCCGCUGGGUGCCCUGGAGCGGGACCUGGCGCUGCAGAUGCAGAUUGCCAGAGCUGCACAUCGCCUGUGCCGGGAGGAGAACAUCAGCAAACAGCUGCGCCGCAGGAGGAAGACGGCAGCAUUGAAGGAGGAGCAGAAGCUGAAGGCGCUGGAGGACACCCUGCUGGCCGAGCGCCGGGCCCUGUCUGCUGGCGGCACCGGGGGGGCUCAGGAGCUCAGCGCGUCGGAUGAGAGCUCGCUGUCGGACGCUGCGUUGCUGGAGGAGGAGGAGGCGCAGCCGAUGGGAGCCGGCACCCCGCAGCGCCUUCCGUCGCCGUGCCCGUGGCCCCGCUUGGCCCCUGAGGAGCAGAGCGAGGAUCCGGGGUGCCCCUCUGCACCCCCCGGCCCCUGGAGGGAGACCAGCCUCGAUGGACCCUACGGGAAGGCCAAGAGCAUCAGUGCUGAGCCUGGGGAUGGGGAAACCCGCGCGUCCCGGUGCUGCCCCACAUCCCCACCCGCAGUCACCUCUGUCACCAUCAGCCCUGACUGCAGGGCUGGGGACGUGGCCCCGUAUCGCUUCAUCCCCGUCCGGAGCGUGGUGCUGUGCAGGCAGAUGGGAUCCAGUGCUCCCAGCACCCCAGAGCCAGCGAUCCGACGUGGACAGUGCCAGUCCCUGAGGGUGGACUCACGCUGGGAGCCGGCUGAGACACGGGGCCGCAGCACAGCUCCCCGCCGCCGCCCCACGUACUACACAGUGACAGUGCCCACCUCCUGCCCCCCGGCCCCCAGCCCCACACCGCGCUCCGGCUCCGACGACAGCAUCUCCGACGUCUCCAGCGUCUCCCACGCCACCUCCCCAGGCAGCAGCAGCCCCGACGUCUCCUUCCCACGUCCCCCAGCCCCACCGCCCUGCACUGAACCCGCUUUUUACCCCCGCGGAGCCCCCCGGCUCCUGCCACCCCCCGGCCCCCCGCUGUUCCUCUAUGAGCAGGACCUGGCCCCGCUGCGCUACCAACGCCUGGUGCCCUCGCACAGCCGCAUCGUGCGCACCCCCUCGCUUAAGGACUACGUGCCAGGGGGGUCCCGCGGGCUCUCCAAAGCGGCGGUGACGGAGGAGCUCAAAUCGUGGCACCAACGUGCCCGGCUGCGGGGAGCCCGGCCUCAUUCCCUCGACAGACAGGGGGCCUUCCGGGUACACCGCUGUGGGAACCCCCAGGAUGGGCCCCCCCUCCGUGGGGCACCGCUGAGGGCUCAGGCAGCCCCGAUCCGCAUCCUGCGGCGCUCCCCGCCCGGGGUGCCUGUGCAGGUCUACGUGCCUGAGAACGGCGAGAUCAUCACACAGGUGUGAAGCGGCCCCCAGCCCCACGGGGCACGGCCUGGCUGGCCCAGGGCAACGGGGAAGUGGGGACACAGCCGUCAUGCACCCCUGUGG